UUCUUGAAUUUCGCUUGCAUAUAUUGCAUUUUUUUCAUUCUCAAAAGACACGCCUUCAAUGUGCCCAAUUACAACGCGAGCAUGAAGAUAUUAGCCGAACAGCAGGCCGUAAGUACUGCUGCUCAAGGAGCUCCCGAAGAACGCUCUGAGAUUGUGGAGGAACAUCUCUGGCGCCACGGUGGUCCAACUUUCAAAAAUGUCCAACCCAAAUCCUAUAAGAUUCUCGAACAACAGUUGCCCCAAUCAGAAAUGGGCGGUGGUACUCCAGGAUCAGUAUUUGAGAGGAAUACUGAUGAAAGAUCGCCCUACCUAAAGGCCACAGAGCAGACUAUUCAAAAAGCCUACGGAGAAUCAUAA
Molecule: messenger RNA, 357 nt
Organism: Rodentolepis nana
Lineage: Eukaryota; Metazoa; Platyhelminthes; Cestoda; Cyclophyllidea; Hymenolepididae
Source: the annotation of a GenBank genome assembly